This is a messenger RNA of Pyricularia oryzae 70-15, 1158 nucleotides long. RefSeq lists its product as uncharacterized. The record is from RefSeq and is a predicted model, not a curated record. Lineage: Eukaryota; Fungi; Ascomycota; Sordariomycetes; Magnaporthales; Pyriculariaceae. The transcript has 6 exons. The coding region runs from base 1 to 1158 and encodes 385 amino acids.
AUGGCUUCUCGAGCCAAGUCUAAAAGUAAACGGAAUAGUGACAAGCGCGAACAUUCGUUGUAUAGCAACGAGGCUGAGCCCGGGUUCGACUACGACGAACGAACCCUUGACCACAGCCACCAAUAUGAAGAAGAAGAAUAUGCAAACAAUACUUAUGAGCCCCACCCUGGCAACUACAAUGAGCACCAUAUGGACGAGCAAGCAACGACACCUCGCACCAAGCAUUCCAAGGAUGAAGGACUGUCAACGUCGUAUGAGUGUGAGGAGACCCCUGAUGCGGGUGCUCACGAAGCCACCGCGGCUCUAUCAGAUCUGACGAUAACCAAUGAAACCUCCACCGAAAAUGCAGACGGAACCGAGGCCCAGGAAGAUGAGGUUCAUGAUAACCAAUAUGGAUACACGAGUAAGGGGAAGAACAAGCAGACAGCUGGGGUAGAGGAUGAGUACGGGUAUGAAGAGUCCGCCGGAUUCGAAAUCUCUACCAAACCAGCUAAACAGGUGACGUUCGGGGAGGCAAAUGACUAUGGGGACCACUAUGAGAUGUACGAGGAUACAGUGGAGGCUAGCAAGAGAGACUACUACUCGCUGGACCAAGUUGGAGAGUCAUCGACUGCAGCGACCGAUACCUACCAAGGCGAGCAUACCGAGUAUACUCCAGAAGUGUUCAAGACUUUGUGGCCCGAGCCCAUGGGGACCUCGUCACGUUACACCACUGUUGUGCAAGCAGAGGAGAAGGGGAAAUCGAUCCACGUCUCGACUCGUCGCUUCAUAAUCGUUGGGAACGCGGACAACCAGUCCUACUGCGUACCAAUCUUUACCUAUGGCAAGCAGGGCUGCAAGAAGAAGGGAUUGAAGCCCCACCGACACGGCAUGGUUUACAGCGGCGAGGUGCCGCCCGAGCCGCUCAAGAACGAGCCACAGCUCGGCUACGACCCGGUGCGGGUGUACAUGGAGCCUGGACAACAGGACCUGAUGGGCGAAUCGCGAGUCAACUACUCGAUGCUGUGCACGGUGCAGCACAACGUCAAGGCCCUCUUCAUCGGCUUCAUCAGCCAGGACGAGUUGGAGAACGUCGUGCAACCGGCCGUCUACUCCAUCUUGGACGGGGCUAGAGGCAAGACCUCUAAGCACUCCAAAGAACGAGGCAAGGGAAGAUAA